AUGAAACUCAAAGUUUUGGAAAUUCUGGAUGGAAUCGGGGAUCAAGUCAAUUCGGAAACUCUGGAAACCAGAAUCAAUUCGGUGGAAGUCAGAAUGGUUAUGGAUCAUCUGGCUCAAGCCAAUUUGGUUCAAAUUAUGGAAGUUCUAGAUCAUCAUCUAGGUCAAACCAAUCGAGAAGUGGAUUCGGAAACACUGGUAACAGAAACAGUUAUGGAUCUUCUGCAUCAAGUCAAUCUGGUUCAAACUUCAGAAAUUCUGGAUCUUCCUAUGGAUCUAGAGGUGGAUUUGGAAACCAGAACAGCUAUGGAUCGUACGGUUCAAGUCAAUCGGGUUCGAAUUUCGGAAGUUCCAGCAACUCGAAUAACCAAAAUGGAUAUUCCAACCAGAACAAUGGAGGAUAUCAAUCAAAUGAAGGUUCAGGAUAUGAAUCAUCAAACCAAGAAUCAAGUGGAUUUGGAAAUUCCGGAUAUUCUGGUCAAGGAAACUUCGGAAACUCAAACAAUAAUCAACGAUCUUUUGGAGGAUUUUAAUUUUGAAACGAACUAUUUUUAA
This is a messenger RNA of Caenorhabditis angaria, 552 nucleotides long. NCBI's taxonomy places the organism in Eukaryota, Metazoa, Nematoda, Chromadorea, Rhabditida, Rhabditidae. The record is from the annotation of a GenBank genome assembly.